Messenger RNA from Triplophysa dalaica, 4066 nucleotides. RefSeq names its product adenosine A2a receptor a (gene adora2aa). The transcript has 3 exons. NCBI's taxonomy places the organism in Eukaryota, Metazoa, Chordata, Actinopteri, Cypriniformes, Nemacheilidae. Bases 1059 to 2393 code for a protein of 444 amino acids. Gene Ontology annotation, molecular function: G protein-coupled adenosine receptor activity. Gene Ontology annotation, cellular component: membrane. The record is from RefSeq and is a predicted model, not a curated record. Gene Ontology annotation, biological process: G protein-coupled adenosine receptor signaling pathway; adenylate cyclase-activating G protein-coupled receptor signaling pathway.
UUAGUGCACAGGGCUCUAUUGUCUGCGGCACACAUUGGUUUCAAAUCUUGGUUGUUUGUGUAAACCAAGAUUAACCUAAUUUGUCAGUGUUAACUGAGGUACAGGGUUUUUUGUUUUCCUUUGUUUCCUUUUGUCUGCUCGACUUCAACUGUAUCGUUGGGAAAAGUUGUAAUUGUGUAAAAUACUUAAGAUAAAGUCAACUUUUUCUUUUCUGCAUCAUCAGAGAGAAAGCCUUUAUGAACCACUUUUAAAGAAAAAACUAACCACACAUUUACCAUAAUACAACCAUAGUUAAUUACAAACAACGACUUUAUUAUCUUCGCAUCCGAAAGCACUUGGCAUCCGCACCUCAUUUGUUUCGUUGAUACCCGGAAAGUUUCGUUGAUGGCAGGAAGAAAGCGCAUCAGGACUCAAUGGACUAGUGUAGAGAUGCUCGCCCCCGCCGCUGGAUCGGUCAUGCACGAGCUCUAUAGGGGCCCUAAAUGCUGUCAUCUCUCAGUAGUAAUGUGUCUGUUGCCUCUGACAGAACCGGAUCCAUCAGCUGACGCCUAAACGCGGCAAAUCAAACUUUUUCUUCCAUAUUUGCGGGACCACUGAGGAAUUACAAGCGUUCAUUUACCUAUUGGAGGGGUUACAUAUUUUUUGUCCGUCGGGUUAUUUGUUUUUUAUUUAUUCAGUCAUCCCGGAGUGAACAACUCUCGUGAGGUUUGUGUUCUGGAUGGUGACAUCAUUUUCCACGGAACAAGGUGGAAUAGUGGAAUAAGAAGAUGCAUGGAAUGAUGACUGGAAUUUCUGUGAAAAUUAUCUGGUGAUUUUAACCUGGCUGAGAAAUUAAAGAAGACCUUCCGUAAUCUAAUUGUAAAUGAGAAAAACAGCACACCUUGGUCCUAUUGGUGAUACAAACGUAUUUUCCUUUUUUUACCAAUUGAGAUUUAAGUAUUUAGAAAUCUCAGUCUUUUUAAGACUGACUCAUCGCCUCCGUUGAGGUGGCUUAUGCUUUGGGCUGCAGCUAUGGACAUUGAGGCGAGGCAUCAUCGUUUCCCCCCAGCGACCUCACCAUGCUGAGCGAUGUCUUCUACGUGGUGUACAUAAUACUAGAGCUCCUGAUCGCCCUGCUCUCUAUCCUGGGCAACGUGUUGGUGUGCUGGGCUGUGGGACUCAACAGCAAUCUCCAGAGCAUCACCAACUUCUUUGUUGUUUCGCUGGCUGUGGCGGACAUCGCGGUGGGUGUGCUGGCCAUCCCCUUCUCCAUCUUGAUCAGCACUGGCUUUUGUGCCAAUUUCUACGGCUGUCUGUUCAUCGCCUGCUUCGUGUUAGUGUUGACCCAGAGCUCCAUAUUUAGCCUUUUGGCCAUUGCCAUUGACCGCUACAUUGCCAUCAAGAUUCCACUAAGAUACAACAGUCUAGUAACAGGACAGCGUGCCAAAGGCAUCAUUGCAAUCUGCUGGGUUCUCUCUGUCAUCAUCGGUCUGACGCCCAUGCUUGGCUGGCACCAAACAUGCUCGGGAGAGUCCAUCAACAGCACCUGUCAGCCCGGCAUGAUGAAGUGUUUGUUCGAGGGGGUUGUGGUCAUGGACUACAUGGUUUACUUCAACUUCUUCGCCUGCGUCCUUGUGCCUCUGCUUCUCAUGUUGGCCAUCUACCUGCGCAUCUUCAUGGCGGCACGCCACCAACUCAAAUGCAUCGAGUCCAAAGCCGUGCCAUGCGAGCUCAAGUCCCGCACCACUCUGCAGAAAGAAGUCCAUGCGGCCAAAUCUCUAGCCAUCAUCGUAGGCUUGUUCGCCGUGUGCUGGCUGCCACUUCACAUCAUCAACUGUUUUACUCUGUUUUGUCCAACCUGCAAACGACCGCCGUUUAUUAUCAUGUACCUGGCCAUAAUCCUCUCGCAUGCCAAUUCGGUUGUGAACCCCUUUAUCUACGCCUACCGAAUACGUGAGUUCCGAUACACCUUCCGAAAAAUCGUGCGCUAUCGCGUCUUGGGCAGACGGGAGCCGCUCUCUAACAACGGGAGCACCCGUACCUCGGCACGAGCGAGCAUGGCGGACUCACUAAGAAUUAAAAUCAACGGCCUGGUGCGUGACCUCUACGCCGACCAGAGCAGCACCACCAGCAGUUGUGAAAGUGCAGAGCCCGGGCACACGCACAGACCUGUUGGCACAGAAAACUUGAUAUUAGAUAACCAGCCAGCGGUGCUUACUAACACUCACAAGCAUCGGGGGGAUCCUGUACUAAUACAUUUAGAGUCGCCGCUUACCAGAAACAAUCAGGCCGUUGCUUGCAAGAAGCAUACUGUACUCGGUAUUACGGAUGGAAGGGAUGUAUCUUCGCUUCACAUCGAAUCAAAUCUUUUUCUGCAAACAACCCACUGCACUGAGCUCACUGACAUUUCCUGAUAGCUGAUACUUUUCCAUUGAUGGAUUCUGCUUAUUUAUUUGAUACCCUGACAGAAUGAUGGGUUAAAAUAUCAAAGACAAAGUAGAACUUUUAAACAACUUGGAAGACAUUAUAGUUAUGGUAAAGCUGACUUGAUCUGAGUGUCUAUAUUUUGAAAUUGUAAUGAUUGACAAUGAAAACGUCAAAAUGUAAAGAUGUAGACAGAAGACGUGUAAGGCGCUUCAUGCAAAACGCUUUUUAUGAAAGAUUCUGGUUCAGAUUACUAGGACGCUGUCUUGUUAUGGUUGGAAAGCAAAACUGUGUAAAUUUUUGGAGGAUCUAUUGACAGAAGUGCAAUAUAAUAUACAUAACUAUGUCUUCAGAGGUGUAAAAAGAGCUUAUGCAAUGAAGCGUUAUGUUUUUAUUUCCUUAGAAUGAGCUAUUUUUAUCUAUAUAAAGCCCGGGUCCCCUUGCAUAUAAAUCGCCAUGUUCUGUAGGGGUAGGUGGAGUGAGCGGUUGGUUGCAAAUUGUAACCUUGCCGCUAGAUUUCACCGACUGGGGCUUUAAUCCAACAUCAAAUAUUUGCACAGGAAACCAAAGUUUAACAUACACCUUAAAACCGCUGAUUUAAAGAGGCAAAUCGUGGCAGCAUAAAUAAACCACUAUUGUAAUCAAAACCUGCACCAAUCACGAGGCAAUUACAAAAGCAUCAUAAAGUUUCGAUUGUGUAAACAUCUUGUAUGAGUCAGUUGGUAAAAACCAGUGUCUGGCAUAGUUUCUGAGUAUUUGGUACAAAUGAUCUGAAUUGAUCUGUUCAGUAUUACUUUGGUGUGGUCCGUAAAGCUAGCACAGCAUUUCAACAUAUAGCAGUGCAUGUGCUAGGUGUGGCUAUAAGUGUUAGGCUCUAUGAUGCGACAGUAUUGCUUUUUUUCUCAAUUUUGUUGGAUUUAUUUUCUAAAUUUAAACAUAAUACUGCCCGGUCAGUUUUGAUAAAAUAUCUUUUGAUUGUGUUUUUAUGCUAAUUCUGUCUGUCAUGAUGUACAUGUAAGAGAUCAGGUUGUUCACAACUGAACAGCAAUGAAAACAUUUUCUUGUAACACAUAAAUAAAAUAACUCAUAACUGCAUAUGGAAGGCUCUUAUCAAAUAACUUAUCGACUGGACAUACAGUUCUCUGAUUACAUUAUGUCUUUAAAAAGACUACAGUUUGUAUAAUAAAGAUGUUUAUGUGAAAUUUGAUUAAGACUUCAGUCUUUCAAACCAAACAAGUGGUAUUUGUCAUAACUGACUUAAGUCAAGCCAUUGAAAAACAUAUUACGUGUGUCUUUGAACUUAUUCUUUCGACAGUUCCUGUCUUUAAUGCAUAUGUUUUUGUUUGCGUACUAUUCUAGCAUUUUUAUAACAUUGUCAUUUAGCAGACGCUUUUAUCCAAAACGAUUUAAAAAUGAGGUGAACAAUUAUAACACAGUUUUCAGCAAGUUACACCAUCAAAGUAACGCAAUAUGAUUAUUUGUUGCGAUUAUAUUUUGUUUUUUUAUUUGAGCAAACUUAGCUGCUGGGUUGAAUUCAUGCAAUUUUCAAAAAGUCUUAUGCUUUAAAUGAUUUGGGCCAUUUGCCCUCUUCCCAGCAAGCACUGGUGCAUUAACGAUUAAUAUCAUACAUAUAAAUGAUUAAUAUGUUUUGGAAGUUUGACUG